CAAAGGAGAUUUUUCAAAAAAAAAAAAAAUCUGCGAGACCAAGACGGUGACAAAGCCAUGAUCCGCAUGAAACCUGGGAAGCUGAAACCAAAAGUGCUGGUCCGUGAUCCGUUAAAGAAUUGGGAGGAAAAAUGGGUAACGACGGUGGAGAACCCGGAAAAACCAGGACAAAUCAUAUGGGUGAAAUACAUGGAAGGGCUGUCGGAGGGCGAUUUAGAUGUACCUCCGUUGAGUGAGAAGUUCAAAGAAACGAGAAAAGCCGCUGAUCGGUUCCUUUCAACUCGUGGGACCAAAACCGACCAGUGGAUGUGUGGGGUUUGUUAUCAGUGGGAUGACCACUGGCCUCCAACGUGCCCAUACACGGAUGAUCCUACACGACCACGACCCCACUCCAAAACAGCAAAACUCAUACAGUCUAAGAUGCAGGCUCAAGGUAGCAAUGCAGAAGAACCAAAGGAUAAUGCUGCAGACUGUUUGGCUCAAGCCUCGAAAAAAAGUGGUAACGUGUAUAGCCAUUGGCAAUGUAGGAUUUGUGGUAAGAUAGAUGACCACUGGCCUCCAAUGUGCCCGUACAAGUGUAUCUAUCCCGAAUUUGCUGAAUACAGUGAUAGCGCGUCUGCUACUGGCAAGAGUACAGUCCAAAUGCCUGAAAGCUUUACCAAAGGAGGUGAUGUUAUGUUUUGUGGGAUUUGUGGUGCGAGAGACCACAUCCCUAAAAUAUGCUACUUCAGGCGUUUUGUCAAAUUAUUCACUGGUACACCUCCACCUGUCAAGACUAUUGAUGUUCGUCCAAGCUCACCAGAAAGGAAAUUCACUUGGUCGACGGACUUCCUUGUUGUGCCAGAGCAGUUUUUACGUACGUACCAAUGGGUGAAGCCUAGCGGUGAAGUGGAUGAGGAAUUCUUUGCUUCCCCGGCGGAGAUGGUUGAAUAUAUCAUGCAGACAAACAGGAAGAAUAAACCAACAGGUCGUAUGGAUGAAAAACCAGUGGUUAUUGGAGGUGCGUUUACUUCUCCACGGCAUCCUCUUGAGUACUGUAGGAUUUGUUGCAAGUACAUUGACCACUCAUAUUUAACUUGUCCGUACCUGGAAUAUGUCCCACCUGGUGCACCUGUUGGCCCUGGCUGUCUAGUAGUUUGUAGUCUGUGUGGUUCCGAGAAAUGUGACGAAUGUCGGGCCCAACGUGUUGCUUCCGUGUCUUGUCUGAAGUGUGGUACUAAGUUUGACCACCUCGCGAGAGAUUGCCCACUCAAGAACAGCUGCCCACCUUUCUUCUCCAAUCUUGGUCCCAUCCCAUUUCAAACAUCAUGACUUUAUACCUCAGCUGAUCCCCACCAUGGCUCUCUCCCUCCCCUCUUAUAACAACACCAACGCCUUGUUCUUCAGACUAAGCUUGAAUUCAGUCAACUUCCCAAAGCUCAUUACAACAAAGGCGGCGUCGUCUUUGGGCGAGAGUGAAAGUGCUAAUGGGAUUGCAGAGGACUCUGUUUCUGAGCUUUUGGACGAGGACUUGUUAAGUACAGUUUCCGCCUUUUCGGGUGCUGAAGAUGCCCAAGAAGUACUGAAGAUAUUUGAUGAAAUGGCAGAGAGAAAAAAUGGAGGUGUAGUGAGUGUUUCUGAUUGUUGUGCUAUUAUCUCUGCCGCCCUCAAAAGGAACAACCCUGAAUUGGCUCUCUCUGUUUUUUACGAAAUGCGGGCCAGUUUUGAUCAAGGUAGUUGUUUGCUUUGGCUCUGAAGUGUUAGCAGUAUGGUAACCUUGUGAACUGGGUAUAGGUUCCCAGAUAACAAUCAAUUAAACUAAAACUGGGUACUAUUUAUAUUUUGUUGUUCUUGAUAAGGAGACUGGUGUAUAACAAGGAAGGUGCGCGCUAUCAGAUUAUCAAAGAAGUGUCACUGCCAAAAAAUGUAGAGAGUAUCAAAAAAGUGAUGGCCCCUUCUCUGUAGUUUGUGGUUUUGAUUACUUGUUUACCAAUUGUAGUAGAGGAUUUGCUCUUCA
Molecule: messenger RNA, 1996 nt
Organism: Rosa rugosa (rugosa rose)
Lineage: Eukaryota; Viridiplantae; Streptophyta; Magnoliopsida; Rosales; Rosaceae
Exons: 3
Coding region: 58-1311 (417 amino acids)
Molecular function (GO): nucleic acid binding; zinc ion binding
Source: RefSeq, a predicted model, not a curated record